UGCGCGUGCGCGGCGCCCCUCACUCGGUGCUGCGGGCUCUCCGCGCGUGCGGGCUGCGCUCGCUCCCUCCCUCCCCUUCUCCUCAGCGCUUUCGCCACCAUUUUGUGUUGCGACCGCACUUCGCGCCGUUGUUUUCACCCCGUCGUUCUCAGUCGAAACAACGGCUCUAUGGCGGAGAGUCACUCAGCUACUGGGCAGGGUGAAUACGUGUCCCUGAGCGGGUGCGGAACGCCGAGCUCCGAGCCCGAAACCCGUCGGCUGAGCGAGCUGCGCGUGAUCGAUCUGCGGGCGGAGCUGAAGCGCCGCAGUUUGGAUAGCGGUGGGAACAAGAGCGUCCUGACGGAGCGGCUGAGGAAGGCCAUCGAGGAGGAAGGGGGGAAUCCUGACGAAAUACCCGUGAUCUCUGAAAGCACAAUGAAGAGAACCCCAAAAAGAAGCAGCAAAGGACGUAGACCAGAUGAAGAGGGAGCUGAAGACAACGGCCUGGAGGAGGAUUCUGGAGACGGGCAGGAGGACAUUGAAACAAGUUUGGAUAACUUGCAAGACAUUGACAUGAUGGAUAUUAGCGUGUUGGAUGAAGCUGAAAUAGACAACAGCAAUGCUGGAGAUUGCGGAGAGGAUUACAGUGCUGAUCACAUUCUUGACUCGCUGUCUGAUAGUAGAGAAAAUGCUGAUGCAGAAAUGAAAGAACUUCCAGAUCAGCCUCCAGACUAUGAUGUAGGAGACUUGGAGGCGUCCCCACAAUUGUCAGAAAUUAAAGAAGAGUCGAGAGAAAUAUCAGUAAUGAUGGUGGAGGUGGAAGAUGUUGGAAACAGUUUUGAUGCAGCUUCGUCUGAAUUAAUUGAAAUAAAGGAAAUUGAAGAACUGCCUUUGGAGCCAGGUACUGUUUAUAAAAAUAUUAAUUUAAAAAAAAAAAAAAAAACAAACCACAAAAGCAAAAAACAAAACAACCAAAAUCCAGGGCUUUAAAACAGUUAAAUUCCUCAUUUAAUCUUUUUUAUAUCCCUGUUUCCUUUUAAAUUCAUUACUGUAGUGUACGUUGUUAUGAUGGAGAAUCCAGGUCAUGCAGGGUCAUAGAGAUUGGAAACCCAGUCAUAUCACCAGAUCUGUGGAUGAGAACUGUUUGAAAUGUGUAUUUAACGUGGCGAAAUUGUUCUGUGCAACUGCAGAGGAGCUAAAGAGUGAGCCUUAAAGGCACAAAGGUUCUGAGCCUAAAACAGAUCUUGUGAUAUCACGCUGUACUCUAGUUCUGGGAGUGUGAAUACAGGAGCGCAGGGCAUAGCGAGCUGUGCUGCAGAACAGAAGGUAAAGAGUGGCUGGACUUCAAAGGAGCACAGUGCUGUCAUGGGACGUCCCACGGAUCACGUUUGGUUUCUGGACUGCAAACACAGCCAUCUGCCGUCAGAAUAUCUGCUGUCAGAAGAAGGCCAGGUUUCAUGUUGGACUGUCUGCUAAAAGAAUGCUGCCGAAAACUGAAAAUUGAACUCUCAGUGCUUUGCUGUGUUGAGAUCUUGGACUGUGGAAGCCAACUAGAGAAGAAACAGAGCGGAACGGUUCCACGAAGAGGAUCAAGGAUGAGCCAGAAGGUUUUGUUAAAUCUGG
Messenger RNA from Lagopus leucura (white-tailed ptarmigan), 1602 nucleotides. RefSeq names its product scaffold attachment factor B1-like. Gene Ontology annotation, biological process: regulation of transcription by RNA polymerase II; regulation of mRNA processing. Gene Ontology annotation, molecular function: sequence-specific DNA binding. The coding region runs from base 169 to 969 and encodes 266 amino acids. Lineage: Eukaryota; Metazoa; Chordata; Aves; Galliformes; Phasianidae. Gene Ontology annotation, cellular component: nucleus. The transcript has 6 exons. The record is from RefSeq and is a predicted model, not a curated record.